Messenger RNA from Vigna angularis (adzuki bean), 678 nucleotides. RefSeq names its product nucleolin 1-like. The transcript has 8 exons. The record is from RefSeq and is a predicted model, not a curated record. NCBI's taxonomy places the organism in Eukaryota, Viridiplantae, Streptophyta, Magnoliopsida, Fabales, Fabaceae. Bases 1 to 678 code for a protein of 225 amino acids.
AUGGAUGAUGAUAGCGAGAGUGAUGAGGAAAGUGAAAGUGAUGAAGAGAUCCCUCUUUGUUUUCUUCUUUUUGUGACAAACCCCGAAAAUCAAGAAGGUGAUAUGAGGAGUUUCAGGAUUUUGACGUUGAAACCUGCUGCCAAGAAUGGCUCUAUAACUGCCUCUGCAAAGAAAGGCAAGCCAGCUGCAGCUGCAAGCUCUUCUGAUUUAUCUGAGGCAUCCUCUGACGAGGAUGAUGUUCCAAAAACUAAGGCGGUCCCUGCUGCAGCAAAGAAUAUAACUUCUUCUAACAAGAAAACUCAGCCAAGUGGAAGUUCUGAUUCUGAUUCUGAUAGCAGCUCUGAUGAGGACGAUAAAAAGAAAAUAUCUGCAACUACAAAGCUGCCUGCUUCAUCAGACGAUGAUUCAAGUGAAGACUCUGAUGAAGACGAUGAUGUCAAGCCCUCUGCAACUACUGUGUCAAAGCCUGCUGUGUCAAAGAAGAAAGUUGAUAGUUUUGAUUCUGAUGAUAGCAGCUUUGAUGAAGACAAUAAGAAGGCUGCCAAAAAGGUUUCCAAUGCCAAGUCAAUGCCUGUGUCUAAGCAGCCUGUUAAGACCUCAAGUACUAGUGAUUCAGAUGAAGAGAUCGAAGACGGUAAGAUUUCUCCUUACGAUGAGUUCUUAAGAUCAACUCAUUAG